Pelagomonas calceolata is the source of this 684-nucleotide messenger RNA. The record is from the annotation of a GenBank genome assembly. NCBI's taxonomy places the organism in Eukaryota, Pelagophyceae, Pelagomonadales, Pelagomonadaceae.
UCUACUCUUAAGAUACGUUGUUACACAGACGCGCGUCGCUCACUCCUUCACCUUCUUCACCUUCGGCGGCCGCGGCAGCUUCGCGCCGAGCGCGCGCUCGAGUUUCGAGAUGAUCGCAGGGUUGGGCACGGCCUUGCCCUGCUCGUACUGCUGGAUGACCUGGGGCUUCUCGUUGAUCUUCGUGCCGAGGUCCUUCUGGGACAUCUUCUUGGCCAUUCUAGCUUGCAUCAACGCCUUGCCGAAGGCGAGGCCCGUCUUCUGGACCUUGAACGUUUCGGUCUCCUCGGCGAGCUUGCGCGCGCCGGCGCCAGCCGAGGUGCCCAUCGGGCCGUGGCCGCCCACAGAUUUAUUCGCGGUGGCGAACUGGCGCGCCUGGGACACGGCGGCGCCGCUCCGCUGCGCCGAGGUCAGGCUCUGCUUCUUGUCGCCCUGCGUCGGCUUCUUGAAAGGCUUGGUCGAGCGGCCCACAUUUACGGUCUCCCAGUCCUGGCCGGCGUUGCCGCCGAAGUUGGACAUGGUUGCUGUGCUUUUGCAGUGUGCAGUGUCUGGUUGCUGGUCAGUGAUUCCCUGUGGCGUGCGCACGCAGCGCGGCGAGAAACUUGUGCAGCAGCGCGAUGCAACGAGCGAUGCGCUGAUACGCUAUUCAAUCUGUGCGAGCAGACGCGUAAAAGCGCAAUCGACGCA